Alnus glutinosa is the source of this 2910-nucleotide messenger RNA. RefSeq lists its product as uncharacterized. The coding region runs from base 1 to 2910 and encodes 969 amino acids. The record is from RefSeq and is a predicted model, not a curated record. The transcript has 12 exons. NCBI's taxonomy places the organism in Eukaryota, Viridiplantae, Streptophyta, Magnoliopsida, Fagales, Betulaceae. Gene Ontology annotation, biological process: DNA integration. Gene Ontology annotation, molecular function: nucleic acid binding.
AUGUGUCCAAAUGGGUGGAAGCUAUUGCAUGCAAGACCAACGACCAUAGAGCAGUUUCUGAAGGACAAUAUCUUUGUUCGUUUUGGUACUCCCCAAGCAAUCAUACGUGAUGGAGGGUUUAUUCAUAAUUGGGAGGAGUUGGCCACAAAGUUCUUGAAAAAUUUCUUUCCAACCCAAAGGACUAGGCAAUUAAGGAGGGAGAUUCAAACCUUCCAACAAAAAGAUGGAGACCUAUUCUUUGAGGCGUGGGAGCACUUCAAUGAGCUACUUCUAAAAUUCCCACAUCAUAAUCUAUCUCAAGACGAUCAGAUGGCUACCAUGGAGAGGAAACUGGAUACGCUAGUAAAAGCCAUGACUACUCAUCACAUCUCUCCCAUUCAACAAAUUGCUCAAGUUGAGACCAAUACUCAGACCAAUCAAGCUAUUCAAAGGUUGGAAACACAAGUGGGGCAGUUGGCCAAAGAGCUGAGCGAGAGAAAGAGGGGCGAAUUUCCAUCCCAAACACUACCCAAUCCAGGAGGUCAUGAGCAACUCAAGGCUGUAACAAUCCUCAGAAGUGGGAAGACCAUUGAUACCAAGGUGGGAAUUGAGGAGACAAUACCAACAUCUCCAACUGCAGCCACAACCUCCAAGGUAAGUGAAAAAGAGAAGGUGAGUGCACCACCCUUCCCUCAGAGGAUUGGUGACAAACUUUUUGAUCGUGCAUUACUGGAUUUGGGAGCAUGUUUCAAUCUAUUUCCAUACACUAUAUAUGAGAAAUGGGGUCUAGGGGAGCUCCAACCAACCACAAUCACCUUACAAUUGGCAAACAGAAGCAUUAAAAGGCCGAGAGGUAUUUUGGAAGAUGUCCUCGUAAAGGAUCAUCUUGAUUGUUUUAAUGUCUGUGAAGUUCAAACUUCUGUGGAGAAAGCUUUUCAGGUCCAUCGUAUUGAUCCAUUGGAGGCCACUCUCACUCACAGUUUCAAGAUGCAAGACAUUGAGCCCGAUUUUGAGGAUUUUUCUGAUGACAUCAUUGAAGCCGUGCAAUUCCUUGAUGCAUCUCCACCACAUUCAAGUAAGUAUGCACCUCCCUUUGAAAUGCUUGAGCCAACUAAUACUACUCUUGUUCCAUCUAUUGACCAGGCACCAAUUUUAGAGUUGAAGCAGCUUCCGACCCAUUUGAAAUAUGCCUACCUAGGAGACAAUGAGACACUACCAAUAAUAAUUGCUGCAGAGUUAAGUUUCGGGGAAGAGGAUAAGCUUUUAAGGAUUCUCAGAGAGCAAAAAACUGUAAUAGGAUGGACUAUUGCCGACAUCAAAGACAGCAAAUGGGUAAUUCCGGUUCAAGUAGUGCCGAAAAAGAGUGGAAUUACAAUGGUGAAGAAUGAAGAAGAUGAGUUGAUGUUAGAAAGGUUAGCUGGUCACAACUACUAUUGUUUCUUGGAUGGGUACAGUGGGUACAAUCAGAUUGCCAUAGCUCCAGAAGAUCAAGAAAAGACCACAUUCACAUGUCCUUUUGGCACAUUUGCCUACCGGAGGAUGCCAUUUGGAUUAUGCAAUACACCUGCUACAUUCCAAAGAUGCAUGAUGAGCAUCUUUUCAGACAUGGUGGAAAAAUUCAUUGAGAUUGUCCUAAAAAGGUGUGAAGACUGCAAUCUAGUGCUUAAUUGGGAAAAGUGCCAUUUCAUGGUAAAACAAGGCAUCGUGCUAGGUCAUGGUAUAUCUAGCAAAGGUAUUGAGGUCGAUAAGGCAAAGAUUAACAUCAUCUCCAAACUCCCUCCGCCUAUGACGGUAAAGGGUAUAAGAAGUUUUCUGGGGCAUGCCAAAUUUUAUAGAAGAUUCAUCAAGGAUUUCUCCAAGAUUUCUAGACCCCUCUGCGCAUUGUUGGCCAAAGAUACAAAGUUUGUAUGGACUGACGAGUUCAUGGAUGCUUUCAAUUUAUUGAAAACACUACUUACAUCUGCACCAAUCAUGAUGGCACCAGACUGGAACCUCCCAUUCGAACUUAUGUGUGAUGCCAGUGAUUUUCCCUUGGGAGCUGUUUUAGGCCAGCGAGUUGAUAAGUUUAGUUCAUAUCUGAUUGGAUCUAAAGUCAUCAUCUUCACUGAUCAUGCUGCUCUCAAAUACUUGUUUGCAAAGAAGGAUGCAAAACCUAGGUUGAUUCGAUGGGUCUUACUACUGCAAGAAUUUGAUCUAGAAAUAAGGGAUAAAAAAGGUAGUGAAAAUGUGGUUGCAGAUCAUUUGUCCAGGCUGCUUCAUGAAGAAGAAGGGAGUGAGCUCCCCUUAGGCGAACAAUUUUCAGACGAGCAAUUAUUUGCCAUCAAUGUCCACCCUCCUUGGUAUGCAGACAUUGUGAACUACAUGACUACAAAGGUUUUUCUCCCAAUGCUUGUGACAAAUGCCAAAGGACAGGGAACAUCUCUUCCCGAAAUCAAAUGCCAUUACAAAAUAUUCAAGAGGUCGAACUCUUUGACGAAUAUAUUUUCACUCGAUUUGGGAAACCAAGAGCGAUCAUUAGUGAUGGAGGAAGCCAUUUUAACAAUCACCCUUUUUUCUUCUUUGCUAAAGAAGUACGGGAUCACACAUAAGGUAGGUACUCCAUAUCAUCCCCAGACCAGUGGACAGGUGGAGGUCAGCAAUAGAGAAAUCAAGAGCAUCUUGGAGAAGACAGUGAACACUAACAGAAAGGAUUGGUCUUUGCGCUUCAAUGAUGCACUAUGGGCUUAUCGGACUGCUUACAAGACCCCAAUUGGUAUGUCACCAUAUCGGUUAGUCUUCGGGAAGGCCUGCCAUUUACCUGUGGAGCCAGAGCAUCGAGCAUACUGGGCAAUAAAGCAACUCAAUUUCAAUAUGAGGCAAGCAGGUGGAAAGCGGAAAUUGCAGCUGGUUGAGCUUGAAGAAUUGAGACAUGAUGCCUAUGAAAAUGCGUAA